Lycium barbarum (goji berry) is the source of this 645-nucleotide messenger RNA. RefSeq names its product probable LRR receptor-like serine/threonine-protein kinase At3g47570. Gene Ontology annotation, biological process: protein phosphorylation. The record is from RefSeq and is a predicted model, not a curated record. NCBI's taxonomy places the organism in Eukaryota, Viridiplantae, Streptophyta, Magnoliopsida, Solanales, Solanaceae. The coding region runs from base 1 to 645 and encodes 214 amino acids. Gene Ontology annotation, molecular function: ATP binding; protein kinase activity. The transcript has a single exon.
AUGAUUGAUGUGGGAUCAGCAUUAGCCUAUCUCCAUCAAGGCUAUUUUGUUCCCGUUGUUCACUGUGAUCUAAAGCCAAGCAAUGUCUUGCUCGAUGAAGAUAUGGUUGCGCAUGUGAGUGACUUCGGCGUAGCAAAGUUAUUAGGGGUAGGAGAAAGUAUUGCACAGACCAAAACACUUGCAACCUUUGGGUACAUUGCACCAGGUAACAUUCAUGUCAACAUGCUUCAUUCCUCCUUCAAAUUUCAACCAUGUGAAAGAUGCCAUAUUCUCUGGACAUCUUGUUUUAUUUUCAAUGUAGAGUUUGGAUUGGUCUCUACAAGGUGCGACAUUUAUAGCUGUGGUAUCAUGUUGAUGGGAACUUUUACGAGAAAGAAGCCAACAGAUGAAAUGUUUGCUGAAAAUUCAAGCUUGAAGGGGUGGAUAAGACGAUCAUGUCCACACGCAAUGGAUGAGAUAGUAGACCCUGAGCUAAUGAUACCAGAGGAAAAGAACAAAACAGGAAAAGUUCAGUGCUUAUCAUCCAUCAUGGAAUUAGCUCUGAGGUGCACUGCAGACUUGCCAGAGGAAAGAAUGAAUAUCAAACAUGUUCCUGCUCAACUGAAGAACAUCAUAACUAUGUUGGAAAAUGUAAUAAUGCACUAA